Molecule: messenger RNA, 2268 nt
Organism: Dimorphilus gyrociliatus
Lineage: Eukaryota; Metazoa; Annelida; Polychaeta; Dinophilidae
Source: the annotation of a GenBank genome assembly
AACUUUUUAUCAGUUAAUUCUUGUGCGAUCAUCGGAGCACAUCAAUUACGUCUUCUAAUAGAAUAACUGUAUACUGCAUGAUAAAUAUAUGAAGGAACUUUUAAAUAGGAUUUUUAACUAAACUGAAGUUAGAUUAUGGGAGCGAAAAAAGAAAAUUCCACAGUUGUUGCUGAAAGUGAUGAUGGACAAGGUGAAUCGCAAGCGAGAGGAGAGUGGGGUGGUCAAUUAGAGUUUAUUCUUACAUGCGUUGGAUAUGCCGUAGGUCUGGGCAACGUAUGGAGAUUUCCAUAUCUUUGUUUUAAGCAUGGAGGAGGAUCUUUUCUCAUUCCAUAUGUUCUUAUGCUUUUAUUUGUGGGUCUACCAAUCUUUCUUUUUGAAUUAUCUCUGGGACAAUUUGCUAGUCUUGGGCCUAUUUCCAUUUGGCAAGUAAACCCUCUAUUUAAAGGCGUUGGUUAUGGUAUGAUAGCAGUUUCAUGGCUGAUCAGUUUAUAUUAUAAUGUUAUCAUUGCUUAUGCAUUAUAUUUCUUUUUCGCCUCAAUGACAAACAAUUUACCGUGGACUGAUUGUAGUAACAGUUGGAAUACAAGAUUUUGUAUAACUGCAAAUAUUAGCAGAGCAGAAAGUGGAAAUAAUAUUAGUAAUGUUUCUGAUUUGAAAACACCAAGUGAAGAAUAUUUCUAUAGGCAUGUUUUGAAAAUGAGCGAUGGAAUAGAUGAUAUGGGUGGCAUUGUAUGGCAGUUAGCCCUAUGUUUGUUAUUGGCUUGGGUUAUCGUUUUCUGCGUUCUUAUCAAGGGUAUUGCUUCUUUGGGAAAGAUUGUAUAUUUUACGUCAACGUUUCCUUAUUUUAUGAUGACUGCUAUGAUUGUCAGAGGAGCACUUUUAGACGGAGCUGGUGAAGGUGUAAAAAGUUAUCUGAAACCGGAUAUAGAAAAGCUUAAAAAUUCUGAAGUUUGGAGUGAUGCUGGUACUCAAAUUUUCUAUUCAUUGUCAGCUUGUUCAGGGGGUUUAAUUGCUAUGGCAUCUUAUAAUAAAUUUAAUAAUAAUGUCCUUCGAGAUUCGUUGAUAGUACCAUUUAUCAACUGUUUCACAUCGAUAUUUGCCGGAUUUGCUAUAUUCUCUGUAUUAGGUUUCAUGGCUAAACUAAAAAAUGUUCCCAUUGAGCAAGUAGCUCAAUCUGGACCUGGGUUAGUUUUUGUUGUUUAUCCUGAAGGUUUGUCUCAAAUGCCAGCACCCUACGUCUGGUCUCUUCUAUUCUUCUUCAUGAUGAUGAUGCUUGGGUUUAGCUCCGAAUUUUCCAUUGCCGAAGCUGUUUUUGUAGCUCUUAUGGAUGAAUUCCCACAAUUACGAGCAAAUAAAUGGAGGCCUAUAAUGUUUCGAGGAGUAUGUAUGACAAUAUUCUAUCUAAUUACAUUGCCGAUGGUGGCAAAAGGUGGUUUCUACUUGUUUUCCUUGGUCGAUAAUACAGUUAGUGGAUUUCCAUUGCUUAUAAUUGGCUUCUUUGAGUUGACAUCAAUUGUAUGGAUUUAUGGCUAUAACAGAUUUAAGGAAGAUUACGCUAUGAUGUUAGGAAAGUAUCCACCUUUAUAUUUCUUCCUUACUUGGUGUAUAAUAACUCCUCUUGCGUUAAUUACCGUCACUGUGUUUAAAAUCACUCAAUACAAAAGUCCAACAUUGUUUGAUGGAAAAUAUACAUAUCCCAAGUGGGCCGAAGCUCUCAGUUGGUUAAUCGUAGCUUUUACUUUAGUGUUUAUGCCAUGUUUCUGGAUUUAUCAAAUUCUAAAAAAUGGUGCUUGGUCGGCGAUAAAGAAGGCAGCAUCUCCAACUCCACAAUGGGGACCUCAUGAUGCAGUAGAUAGAGAAGGAACAAGAUACAACAUCCCACAAGUUACUCUAAGACCUCAUUCCAAAAUCAGUUAUAGUAACGAUAGAUCGUCAACGGCAAGUGUGUAUGGCUAUUCAAAAGCAGUCAGCAUGAGCGAUCCAAGAAAUCAGGAUUUUAGGAAAAGUCAACUUACAGAUACGGUUGAAUCAAUCUAUAGUAAUCCUAAUCAAACCAGCUCUUUUAGAAAUGUGUCAAAUCAAAAUAUUAAUACUGUGAUGGGACAAGAAAUUCCAUUGGGUACACAACUGCAGCAUGCAUAUGACAAUAAAGGACUUAUUCCUUCAAAUGAAGAGUAUGCUCACACACUUUCGAACGAGGUUGUUCUCGAUGCUGUUAAGGCUGCUGCGGAAAGUUCAAAUAAAGCAAACUAUCAACACGGAUUUUAA